UAGAAGUUCGAAUCCUAUUUUAGUCAGUAGUAAUCAGUAUCACAACACGAUAGGAACACAAAUAUGACUGAAGGCUUAAAAGCGAUUUUAAGAACAUUCAUAAAACGCAUAAUGUCAUCAUCUGAAUCUUCCGAGUCUUUCCAAACCAACCUAGAGCCGAAGAUUCUUCGCAGUAAUAGCAUCAUCAUGUCAUCCUCGGAAUCUUCCGAUUCUUCCCAGCCUGAAGUGGAGUCCAACGAGCAGCCAACGCUUCGUCGCAGUAAUCGCAUCAAGCAGAUGGAGAAGAGAAAACGUCGACUGACCGAGGAGCAACCGACUGACACGGGAAAAAUCAAACGAAUGAGGACCCUAUAUACCAGGCAGGUGUCCGAGUGUAUGUCCAGCAGGCUAGAGGACCUGGAGUUGGAGCACCAGGAGAAAGAGCAGGAGAUGGGUAGGUUAUUGGAGGCUGCAUCAGAGGAGCUUUUAAGGCUGCAGCAGCAAAAUGGAAAUGGACAAGGGUCCCCCCUUUGUGUCUGCACCGAAUUCAAUGGGGAACUCUUCAAGCUGUACGAUCUGCCCGAAGAUGUGGAAUUUCAUAUUCCAAAAAAGAGCAGACAUAGGCAUAGAAAAGGAUGACUUCCAUAUUAACAAAAAAAAAAAAAAAAAAAAAAAAAAAAAAAAAAAAAACCCUAAAAAAAGGAAUAUAAAAAGAAACCCAAAAAAAAAAAUUAAAUAUAUAAAAUACACUACUCAUAGUAUGAUAGUGGACAAAAAAGAAUAAUAACUAUGGCCGAAACCAUUUUUUACUAAAAAAAAAAAAAAUUUAAAAUGGAAAACUAAAAAAAAAAGCAAAAAUAAAAUUUGGAAAAAAUUCUAGGAAAUGUAAUAAAACGCAUCAUUAUUACGUCUGUCUAUCGAUAUAUCACGUUUUCACCAACUGAAAGGCAAAGCUUCUUCGCAAUAAUGGCGUCUAUGCAGAUCAUCAUGUCACCCCCUGAGUCUUCGGUGUAUCUGCCCAUGAUAAAAGAAAAACACCUUGGAAGAAAAUAACACACUAUUCGUAUUUUGUAUGAUAGUGGAGUAAAGAAUAAUAAAGCAGGGAAAACAAACAAA
This is a messenger RNA of Drosophila mojavensis, 1095 nucleotides long. RefSeq lists its product as uncharacterized. Lineage: Eukaryota; Metazoa; Arthropoda; Insecta; Diptera; Drosophilidae. The record is from RefSeq and is a predicted model, not a curated record. Bases 64 to 618 code for a protein of 184 amino acids. The transcript is spliced from 5 exons.